AUGGUAUUAAUUCGCCCAGAAGAAAAUCAGAUCUCUAGUGAAGCAGAAGGACAAGCCGCGGCAGUCAGAGUAAAAGCUCCGAAAAGGAUUUUGCAUUUUUCAGAUGGAAUCUUGGAGGAAUACAGCACAGAUGAAGAAGACAACACUGAUAGCAUAAAAAAUCAACCUCUUGUUGAUCCCUCUACUUUGACGUGGGGACCAUGGUUUUGGUAUAAGGCUUGGGCUGCAGGAAAUACAACUUUAGGCGCCAUGGAUACAGCAGGAGAAUUUCUUGCUUCACUUUUUGGCAUUACCACCCCAAGGUACUAUUUCGAACUUGAAGAGUACAAAAGAAGGGAAGACCAGAAGAGGAGACAGCAUGAUAAAGAAGCUGGUUGGUCACAGCCAUCCGGUUCAAGUGUUUCUGUCCCCUUGAAAGAUAUGGGUGGAGCUAACAAACCAAUUGAUGUUUAAAUCAAGUGCUUGAAGAUUGGGAGCUUGUAACAUGUACCUCAAAAAAAAAUCUAUUUACUCAAAGCGUUUUAAGUGUUUUUUAUUAUAAAUUGUUCAGAAUAUUGAUAGGUUAGAGGCUUUAUUUAUGAAUGGUUAUAUGCAAUGUACAACGUUGCAAUAUGCAACGUUAUUGUGGCAUAGUACAUUCCAACAUUUGCAGCGGUAAUUAAGAAUAUAACUUUAUAUUGAUAAUUAGCGGUGAUCUAUAUUAUUUGUAUUUGUGUUUUUUUUAUUAAUAUAAAUAUUAACUGUUUAAAAGUAUUAUUUAUUUAUGUUAACAGUGUGUUUUCAAAGUUUUGAUCAUUGCAUUAACUAUAUUCCGAUUUCUUAUAUGUUUUAGAUAUUUAGCACCAUAUUAUAUCUAUUUAAAUUAUAUAAUAAACAAAUAUUUAAAUUGCCACUCAAGUCACAACAUAUACAUCAAAAAAGGGAUUAUUAAAUCAUUAUGAUAGAGCCCGAAACACUAGUUCUAAUGAACAUUCAUUUCAGGUAUAAAAAAACCUGCUAACAAAGGUUUUGACAAAGAAUGAUUACUCAUUGUCAUUUAUAAACAAGGAAUUUAAUAAGAUUAAAGAAAGGAGAUACCAAACACCACAAGCAAUCCAGAAACACACAAGAAGGGAUUCAAAGAUAUCAACAAUACCAUAUAUGUAAACAUCUUAUCAGAAACAUUUCAAUGGAUAGGAGAUAAGCACAUCAUAACAACAUUUAUACCUUAUUCCAUUAAGCGAUGCAGGGCAUAUAAACAACGAUAAAUUUAACGGAUAAUUGUUAAAGAUGUUCCAAAUGAGUCUACUCGUUCCGAUAAGUAACAGUAUAAUUAUGACACUUUAUUAUUUUUUUUUCUUUUCUCAAAUAUUCGUGUUUAUUGCAUAGUAAAUAAAUUAAUGUUAUCACUGAAUACAAAGUAAGUGAAAAAAUAAUCCGAUUUAUAAAAUUAAUGAAUAUUUUAUGCAUAAAUGCAAGUAACAGUUCGUCAAAAAUAUUUAAAAACUAAGGGAAAUGUCCAUCUUUAUUUCGUCUGGCGACGUUAUCGGCGGCUCAAACCGGUUCGGACACGAUUUAAUGUUUAUAUUUUCCUGCAUCGCUUAAUGAAUUUUACUAUAGAACAACUAACAUACUGAGAUCUAUCCUGUCCAAAACAAAACAAUAGGUUUUAAAUUUGAUUACCUCAGCAACAUAUAUCCUUUUCCUCUUCCUUUGUUCUAGCUUCAGUAAAGGUUUCACUGUUGCUAGUGAACAUUCUCCCAGGAUUCAACGGACAUUGAUGCAAUGCAAAUCUGGCAUUCUGUAGUAGAGCUGCAAGAGGUUGUACAUGGGAUCUGAAUUUGCUUACCCAUAGAACUUUGCUUGUCAGUGAUAAUGUUAAGGAAUGUUUUCCUCUUCAUAAUAUCGUUUUAACUUUUCGGGAUUAAACUUUUCUUUGCAAAUGGAAUCUUGAUUCAGAGGAAAAAAACAGAGGGUUUUCUAAAGCCAUUCACUAUAACAGGUUCUCGAAUACUGCGCUUCCAAUCUGUUGCAUCAAACAAAGCAUCCCAUGAAUACUUAAGCUGCUUGAAGACAGACAUAUCCAAAGAUUUUCCCGAUUUCACAUCUCUCAUUGCCAGUUUUAAUGCUUCUUCUGAAUACCUACUUCAGACACUACGAUAGAUAGUCUUUUAAUAUAUUUUCUUUGCAUUUUGCACCCAAAUACUGCACUGAUCAAGUAUUAUGUCAUGGUAAUUGUGGAACCCUUCCCAAUUACAUUAAUGGGUACAACCCAAUCCACAGUUACCCAAUUUCACUGUAUAAAACAUAACAUAGAAAGAUUCAGAGAUGCUAAACGAAAGUACUGGCGAAGAAAUGACAAGAAAUCGAUAUUCUACAAAGUAAAUAGUACGAUUUCAAUGUACAUAAGGUAAGAAACAUAACAGACAUAGUGAGGUAAGAAUAUUCUCGGGGAGAAAAUUCUCGUCGGUAAUUUUCUUAAAAUGCUUUUAGUAUUAUGGUUUACACACGUUAUCAAUCCGGUUGCACGUUGCCAUCUGAAAACGACAAAUGUUUCCACUUAUUCAGUAGCAAACUAGCUGGUGUGUGCUAAACACUUCAAGCCCAAUACUACUUGCCACUUACGCACAAGCUCCUGUCGCUGAACCUACUGUGAGUACAUAUGGCCAAUUUCCAGGUUAGCCGGCGAAUGGCGUGUAAAAUCGCCGGCAGAUCAACUUUUUCCAGAGCUUUUUUAUAAACAGCUGACGGAUCGAGUACACUGGACUAGUUUAGGAGCUGCCUUGAGGCCCAAAAGAUUUCUAAAUAAAAAGACUGAAGGGAAAUUGCAAUGGUGAAAACCAGAAAUAAUAUUCAUGAAAAAUACAAACAUAAUAUAUAUUUAAAUAAGUGAUGGAAGUGGUAGAACUUUUAACAAAUGUAUAGCAGAAAUAAAAGGGCUUUCAAUAAUAUAAAAACAGAUUCUUCAUACGCACUUCACUUUCUAGAUCAUAAUUAUUCUUUUAAUGGCCAAUUUAAAAUUCUUCACAUUAAAAAUAAAGACCUUAAAGUAUAUUUAUCAGAAUUUAUGGAAAUUAACAAAUUAAAAAAUACAGACAUAAUUCUGAAUGGGCAACUUGAAAUAAACAGUUCUCCCCUCCUCAACUUAUUUAGUUGAAGACUACAAGUGUACACAUACCAGAAAUACCUCACUUGAGAAAGGCACUCUACUGAAACAGCUAUAAUAGUGAUAUUAAAUUUUGUGGAAGUGUUGAAAACAAACGUUUUCAGUGUGUUAUAUUACAGUUGCAUGAAUGCACAGUCGACCAAUAUGUUUUAAGAUCAAAUCUGGAGAUUUGGUGGAAAGGAAUAAACCAAACUAAGUGAAUUAACGGAAGAAUGAGGAAAGAAAGAAAAGUAAUAUACACAAAUAAAAGGAGAAAGUUAUAGCAUUAAAUAUAGAUUAUUAAAAAAAAAUGCCAUUUAAAUACUAAUGUAGAGGAAAUUGCAAGCGCUUUAAAACGAUGUCUUAUUUGACCCUCAUCGCCAUUAAAAAAUGUUACGGUGAUUCUUAGGGAUCGAAAAUACCUGAAAAAUGUGUCAAAAAUCGACGUGUCGCUGGGUUUUUCAAAAAUUAUCGCAGUUCCUUUUAAUGCCCCUGUUUCGUUUUCGUGUAUGUAUAUAUAUAUAUAUAUAUAUAUAUAUAUAUAUAUAUAUAUAUAUAUAUAUAUACACGAAUAUAUAUUGAAAAUAAACUUAUUUGGUAUUUAUGCUACUAAAAAAUGUAUGAAGUAAUAACCCACUAUUGAUUUUUAUUUUUUAUUGAUAAUGUCAAUAAACUUCCACAUUCUCUAUCUAAUAAAUUAUUAAAAAGAAAAAAUAUUUAUAACUUUGACAACUAUACUUUAUUAAAUUGUAUUUCUAUAAGUUUAGAUUGGAUUGGAUUUGAUUUUUUUAUUUUUGAUUUUAUUUGAUGGGAUUUAAAUAAACGAGUGAAACAGAUUACCAUUCAAAAUAAUGCCUCCUUUUAUAAAUGUAUCUAUAUUUAAAUUAUUUAAAUUUGUUGCGUCAUGUUUGACAAUAAUUAUUGUACUUCAGAUGCCAAUUUUACUAUGUACCUACCUCACUUCUUACAUUUUUUUUAUAAAUAUGUGCCUUGCUUUUAUGCACUUAGUGAAGUUUAUUAGCUAAAUGAGUCAGGUAGAUCUAAAUUCGUAAGAAUGGUGUUAUUGAUUUACGAAACUCUAGAAUUUUGUUGUAAAGAGGGUAGGACAUUCCCUGAUAGCUUUUUUAAAUAAAUAGAACAGCAUAACAUCUACUAGGCGAAUCUGGCGUUCUUAAAUAGUUUUCUACUUCUUCUAGUGCCGAUUUCUAUAGUGCUGCUUUAUUUAAAAGUGUGUGUUCAAACUGAUUCAGUCGAGAAUGUUUUUCAGCUAGGAUAUUUGUGGUCUACAAAGACCCCUUUUUCCUUCGAUUUUACCCUUCAUAAUCAGCUGCAACAACUCGUACUACUAAUUUCUAAGUAUGUGCUCCAGAUAUGCUGUCUUUCUCCUUUUAAUGGUGGUCAAAAGUUCCAAAAGGUGGAUAUAACAUUUUACCAUCAGAUAUCGGAUUUGCAGAUUGAACCUUUGGUGGUUACUCAGAAAUUUGCUCAUCGUCAAAAAAGUUGCGCUUUAUUGCUCUAUUCUUGAUCAAAUAAACUUGUUUUUAUUGAUGUACUUUUAUUCUGUUAAUAAACUGCAUGUGAAUAUUUUUUUGUAUAAAUAAUAUUGAACAUGAGCACGUAUGCUUGGUUUUAAUGUAAUUUCCGGUCACUACCACAAACUUUAUCUAACGUAGCAAAGAAUUACCAAAUUUACUGUUGGGACUGGGAUCAGCAAACUGAGCGAACCUAGUAUACCGUAAUUACUUGUGAAAUUGUAACCUUUACAAAUUCUCUAUUUAAGUCUGUGGCGUAAGAUAUUUUGAAGUAAAUUAGGUGAUAAAUGCUAGUACAGCUUUAUGUCAUGUUAUACUUUUAUAUUAAACAAAUAUUAUAUACUUAUUAUAUUGUUCAAGCACUAUAUGUAUUAUAUAUUAAAUGAU
Molecule: messenger RNA, 5043 nt
Organism: Diabrotica balteata
Lineage: Eukaryota; Metazoa; Arthropoda; Insecta; Coleoptera; Chrysomelidae
Source: the annotation of a GenBank genome assembly